Messenger RNA from Culicoides brevitarsis, 5235 nucleotides. RefSeq names its product immunoglobulin domain and leucine-rich repeat-containing protein 2-like. NCBI's taxonomy places the organism in Eukaryota, Metazoa, Arthropoda, Insecta, Diptera, Ceratopogonidae. The transcript has 6 exons. Bases 501 to 4145 code for a protein of 1214 amino acids. Gene Ontology annotation, molecular function: protein binding. The record is from RefSeq and is a predicted model, not a curated record.
UUUGCGCUGCAUUAAUGGAAGUUAUUUGGUUAAAAAAUUAAAAAAAAAUAUAAUUUAACUCCUUUUGAGUGUUGAAAUUGCUAAAAAAUCGCAGAAAAACUUCUUUACCACAAAAAUCAUCGUAGAAAAAUCGCGUAGAUCGUCAUUAAACGGCAUAAAUUAGUUCAAAUAAUUCACUUGAAAGUGCACCAAUCUGUAUAAAAUUUGUACUUCAUCAAAGAAAAAAUUUCUAAUCGCAAGAAAAACGUGAAAAACACAAAAAAUAUCGGGAAUUUUCGCCGCACAGUUGGAUUACCGCAGAUUUUUUGACGAAAAAAAAUCAUCUGGAAUCGCCUGAGCUGGAGCAGAGCCCAAAUAUGUUAGGAUUAGCAGUAAUGCAGUAAAUUCGUCAUCGUCGUCAAAUGUUCUUCAUUGCUCUCUCAGAAUAAAAUGCAUCAUAAUCGACUACAAAUAUGUUCACCAAGAAGACUUAAACUAAUCAAUCGCAAAAAAUCGUGUUUAUGCAAAAACUACUCCAAAGUACUCUUAAAAGAAAGUCACCAAACCGCAUGGAAAUGUUGCCGCGAAAAUUUAUCCUGAUAGCAGCAACACUUGUCGUGUUAGCGUGUUGCGUGCCCGGCACGUUGCAAGAAUGCUCCUUGACGCGCAAAACAAACAAAACAGACGCCGAUGUGCUCAAGUGCAGCGCAUCUUCGCUCGCCGACGUCAUUUCGUACUGCGACAAGCACCGAACGCAACUAAGCACGCGUCAAAUUCACGACGUGCAAUUCGAUGCAAUCGCCGUCGGCACUAAACCUACAAAUAAUAAUAAUAUUAAUAAAGAUAGAAAAGACUUGAACACAAUAAUAUCAUCGCUUUUAACUGAGCAUCCUAUUUCGAUCCUAUCGUGGAUCAAGAGUAACUUGACUGAUGAACAGAUACAAUAUCUACUAAAUUUAAAUGAUAGCAGCAGCACGUACAGCAAGUUGCGCGAACUAGACUUAAGGAAUAAUCAAAUAGUUGAAUUACGGAGGACGUACUUCCGCAAUGUAAAUAGUCUGAGGACACUGAAGGUGUCGAGUAAUUUAAUUGUCACACUAGAUGCCGACAUCUUUGCGGAAUUGCCGGAUUUGCGGGAACUUUAUCUGGAUGGAAAUCACUUGCGAAAUCUCUCGCUUCAUUUGUUUGCGCAACUGCCGAUGCUCGUUAAGCUGGAUUUGUCGAAUACGAGUUUGCGGGAUUUGCCGCGUUCCGUCUUCGAAGGACUUACAUCGUUGAGCGAACUGUACUUGUCCGCAAAUCGACUUGAUGUCUUGCCUUUUCAGGUUUUCCGGGAUUUGAAGGAUCUUCAAACUCUCGAUCUCUCCCACAAUCAACUCCUCUCAUUUUUGGACAACAACUUCAUUCACAACAAGCAUUUACGGAUCCUCAACUUGAAGGACAAUCGCAUGGGAAAAGUAUCCAAACACGAGUUUUACGGCCUACGCGAACUCGAGCAACUGGAUCUCUCGUUCAACAGCAUCACGCAAAUAGACCGCAAUGCCUUCGACACACUCGAGCGCCUGAAACACCUGAAUCUCGAACAUAAUCAGCUGGAAACGUUGUCAACGAGCACUUUUGCCGCCCUGCGAGGCCUUCAAUGGCUCAAAUUAAGCGACAAUCCCCGCUUAAACCAAUUGCCGAACGGAAUUUUUGCGCAUCAACAUCAACUGAGCGACCUGUUUAUCGACAACACGGGCAUCGAACGUUUCGCAAAUUGGGUAUCGCGCGACAAUACAACCGUAAAUAAAUUUAUUUUGCGGAAUUUGAAGAUUUUGAGUGUGCGGCAUAAUGAGAGGCUUGUCGAAAUUGACGGAAUUACGUUCAAAAAUUUAGUUGGACUUGAAGUGCUUUAUUUGUCGGAUAACGCCUUGACAGCAAUUCCCAAAGAAAUUGGCGAAUUAAAGGCCUUGCGAUUGCUGGAUGUGUCCAAUAACAGUUUAAAUUCCAUCCCGGAGCAAAUAAGUCACUUACCCGACCUGCGACACUUGAAUUUGUUGCAUAACGACUACGCCUGCGAUUGUCACAUGUACUGGAUCGUCAAAUGGAUCGAAGAUUUGCAAAAUCGCACCAACAUUUCGGCACACGGGCUUUUGCGAUUAUCCGAGCUCAAGUGUCGUCACGGGUAUCCGGGCGAUAUUCUCUCAGUUUUGCAACAUCUCCAUUGUAUCAAGCCCGUUUUGUUGUCUUCGAGCGAAAAUCGGAUGUACCAACUGAAGGAAGAUGCGAUGUUGCAAUGUUCUUUCGCCGGCAAUCCGCAUCCCGAGAUCAUGUGGAUGACGCCAUGGAUGGAAAUUUUGCGUUAUAACCAAGAUCCCGACCAGAAAACCAUCCAAACGGAUCACAACGGCAAAUAUGAGCAACAAAUCGAGUACAAAUUCUUGAAAGAAACGAACUUUACGGACACGGUAACAGUCCCGCCCGGGCUCACAGUCUUCGAAAAUGGCACUUUGAGGAUUCACACGAUCUCGAGACGUGACAGCGGACUUUAUACUUGCUUCGCCAUGAACAACAUGGGAAAUGCUUCCGCUGAUAUUCGACUUUAUAUCGAUCCAAUUGUGUUUUAUAAGGUGAAAAUUUACUCGAUUCUCGUGGGAGCGAUUUGCGCCUUUGGAUUUCUGCUGUUAACGUUGCUGAUUCAGGCGAUGGCUUGGUGUUGCAUUCGUUUCAACAUAAUUGAGCUAAUUUGUGUGAAUUGUUGCGGUUAUUGCUACAAUCGGGAUAAGACGUCGAGAAGAUCGCGACAAAUCUACGGGAUGUUGGAUAGUAUUGAGCAUUAUAAGAGUCAGCAGUUGGAGCGGUUGAGGGAGAAUUAUACGCAACAAGUGACGAGGAUUAAGGAUAAUUGCACGCAACAAGUUGAAUGGAUUCAGGGCAGUUAUUCGUCGCAGGCGAAACAUUUGCGAGAGAUUCGAGACUAUGGAAGUCAUCAUUUGACAGCUUUGAAGGAUCAGUAUUGCGAUCAGGUUCGUCGCGUUCGUGACUACUCCACGUCGCAACUCAACUGGGUCCGCGAAAAUUACGUGUUUCAACGCAACAAAAUCCGCAAGUUCUCCGCCCAUCAAGUCAUCCGUUUGCGCGAAGGCUACAAAUACCAACAACAAACACUGAACAAAGUGCUGGAAAAUCUUCCGAGUUUCUAUUUCGAAAAUUGUCGGGCACGUUGCGAAGACGACGAAGGCAUCGACGGCGUCACAUCCCCAAAUAUGUAUGUCGUAUCAAAAUAUUGUAGUCAAAAUAUGAGGUUCAUUUCCGGCAAUGAUGGUUCAUAUUUUGAGGUUUAUAUCAAGACGAAACUUGACCAACUUGCGACGGAUGAUCCACUUUUAGCGAAUGCCACGCCCACGCGCGAGCGAAAUUUGGAGAAUUUCUCGACAAAAAGCUACGACGAGAGCAAGGCAUCGGUUUAUUUCACGCCAACUGAAGCUGAUUUGUUGAGUCCGCAGGCGCCACAAACGUCGCCCAUUCACAUCAACUACAUCGAUAACGGUGUGUCGGAUGCCGCCAAGCCUUGGAAGUCUUCGAAAUUCCCGCGUUUCACGGUCGACAAGGAGCGUCGAACUUCCAGACGUACAAAUCGUUUGCGAGGCGGCGAUUAUUUGGCAGAAGAAACGGGCAUGGAUAACAACGGCGAUUGUGGGGUUCCGUUCAUGGGCGAUUAUUACGACGACGCCAUCGAGGAGGAAUUUGAGACGCGCAAGGGCAGUUGCAAGAGCAAACGUGCCAGUUACGCGCUAAAUCACGCCGAAAAACAACCCUUGAACGCAAAAUCUCCCGUCGCCUCGACCUCCAAGGAAUUCCAUUCGUUCGAAGACCUGCAAUUUAUCGAGAACAAAGCCACGGAAAAACCCGCGGGAAUCAUUCCGAUCCUCAAACCCAGCAUCAAAAAGCAAAAUUCUAAAGUGCUGCUCGACGAAAAUGGUCUCGUGACGUCACGCGUCACCGAAUCCAAUGGCGACGUUAAGAUGAAUGGAAGCGCAAUUGCACCGUGUGCAAGUUUACCGGAAAUUCCGACGCAAAAGAGCAGCGAACCUGUCGCCAAUGGCCACAAACGGAACGGAAGUAAUCAUUAUCAUGGCAAACAUGUGAUUUUAGCUGUAGAUAAAUCGGAAGUGCGUGAAUGUUGAGACCUUUAAUUUUUUUCUUUAAUUUUUUCCUGUUGACCAAGAUUCAUUUAAACGAUGAGAAAACUGAAAUUUUUCAAAAAAAGCACAAAUUCCAUAAAAAAAUUGAAAAAAAUAGUAAAAAAUAGAAUUUUACAAAGUCUUAAUCUAAAUACAGUCCUGCAGUACACCACCUGAAAUAGACUUAAACUCACUUUAGAAAUCAAGCGACAAAAAUCUGAAAAAAAAAUUAUUAAAAAAUGAACCUUUAAAAAAAAAUCUCAUCAAUCAUUUCAAGCGAAACAUUUUUUUAGAGAUAUUUUAGUAAAAAAAAAUAAUCUUAAAAAAAUUGUUAAACUGUAUUCAGAAUAAUAAUAAAAAAAAAAUCGACGAAAAAAAAUUUAUAACAAAAAAAAAAGGAAAGUAGAGAUCAUCAACUUUAGAAACAAAAGUAGAAUAAGGAAUUAGGAUUGAACAAUGUGUGCAUAAGUAGUUAAUUUUUUUCAUUUUUUUUUAAUUAUUAUUAUUUUUUAGUUAAAUCCAAUUUUUUUCUGUAAAUAUAAACUUUAAGUCAAUCUAUUAAUUUUAUUUUUUUUUUCUUAAAAAAAAAAUUAAAAACUAACAAAUUUUUGUUAAAUAUUCGUUUGAUGUUGCUUAAAAAAAUUAAAUUUAAGAAUUUAUUGGGAUUUUUUAAAGUAAGGCAACAUACAUUAGAGAAAAAAGGAGGAAAAAAUUCGGUGAGGCAAUUACCGCGGAGUAUUGAAUAAAAUUUGCUCAUCAGUUCCUGAUUGAACUCUUUUGAAAUUUUAUUGUAGAAAGAAACAAAAAAUAUAAAAAAAUAUAUAUGCAAAAAAAAAUAUACUUAUAUUAUAUAUAUCUUCCUUCUAAUGUAUACUCAAUAAAUUUAAUAAAUAUCAUUAUGAGAUAGAAGCACAAAAAUUAAAAAAAAAAAAAAAUAAAUAAUGGGUCAAGAAUUUAAAUAUUAAAAUUAAAAAAAAAAAAUAUAAAAUUUUGUGCUUCUUUCUAUAAAAAUACGUAUAUAAAUUUACGCAAGCAUAGAAGUCUAUAUAAUAUAAAAAGUAUUCAAAAAAAUUAAAAACAUAUAUAUGAAAAA